GGUAGCUAUUGCACCACACACCCACGCACUCACACACUCAUAUCCCCUUUUUGAUUUGCUUUGCUUUGCUUCAAACUCAAACUCUCCCUUUCCGUCGGAUCCAUCAUACAUCAUACACCCACCAUACACCCACCAUACACCACACACCACACAUCACACCAAAUACCACUUCUUACCCCACGAAAAGGAUCGCAGGUUGGCUCCAACGACGCUUCAAGAUUCCAAUCAUAUUCUCUACAUCUCUUGACUCUUGCUAUCUGCGCAAUAUCUCGACUCUUCCUUCCUUCUUUUCUUCGUCGUGCGCACUCUACCACCACACAUCUCACAUGCAAAGCAAGUAACCGUGAAGCUUGCAACCAUGGAGCGAUCGCCUCCGGAUCAAGAGCCUGCCCUAAAGCAAUUCCAAAACAUGUCGUAUAACGAGUACAACCAACAAUACUUCCCUAUGCAGCAACCUGGUGCGAUCAACUUUCCUCUAGAUCCGCAUUACGCCGCACCAAUGUCCACUCCUGCUCAAUCAUACAAUCAUGGCGGAAUGGCUCAAGAUGAGGGUUGGAAAACUCAAGAUUUCGCACAGCAGUUAAAUCUACCAUCGCAAUCAUACCAACCAUACAUUUACCAUCAAACAAUGGAUCUGUCGCAACAAUUUCCUUUGCAGAAUAUACAUCAAGGAUAUUCAAAUUUAAGAUCCGGCCCCCACUCACUUCCAAAUUAUACAGAGCAGUCACCUAGAAAGCGACAAAGAAUUAAUGAAGAGCCUACUACAAACCAGUUCGUGCAUACAAUACCAAAAGUACCUGAAGUCGAUACAACUAGCGAAUGCUGUAGUUCUUGUCCAAGUGGUUCGCUGUGUGCCGAAUCAGAUUGUGGUGAAAAUGAUGUGGUUGUUGCUUGCACCUCUCAGGAGUGCGAACAACCCGUCUGCACUUCCCCAGAGUGUGAGCAGCCUGUCUAUACAGAACCUUGCACUAAAGAUGGCGCCCUCAGCAGAAGAUGUUCAGUUGUUGGAGAUAAUCUGCCUUCUGAUAGGAUGUAUCAAAGUUGGGAUAACUUUCCUGCAAUUAUGCCAGCAGAGCAGCAACGAUCUUCCAGAAUUCAAUCGUUUGCGCCAUCGACAUCACGAAACAAUCAAGCUCCGCAAGAGAUCUCACCUUCUCCUGUACCAACGACACCAUCUCUAGUCAUGAAUACGGAAACACCUUACUCAGAUAUGACAUCCUUACAAACACCUGGACUUCCAAUGCAGCAACUCACAGAUAAUAUGUCUGGUUCCUCGCUCAAUGGUACUGGAAUGCGUUUUGGUGAUGGAUUGGAGAUGUUCAGUUGUAACUGGUUGGACUGUGGACAGCCAAUGCAUGAUCAAUUUGAAUGGCAUAGGCAUUUUCACCAGGAACACAUUGAUCCGCAAUUUACAUUCAAUUGUCCAAUGCCUUCUACAUCUUGUCAAACACCACUCAACUCGAAUCCUUUGGAUCACUUACAAAUAAAUCAUGGCUUUACAUUCGAGGAGAGUAUAAACGGAUUUCAAUGUCCUGCUCCAGGAUGUCCUACCGAAGAGAUGUAUUGUGAUCCUUCAAUGCUUCACAAUCACAUUGAUCAAAUGCAUGCCAUACCUCUACAAGGACAACUACAGUGUCAGGUUGAUUCUUGCAACACUUUAUAUCAAGAUCCAAAUCAAUUCUUCAAUCAUUUGAACCAUGAUCACAAUUUACCAAUUCCAAUGACUCCUGUCGAAGAGAUUGAUCUUUCAAGUAUACCUGUGUCAGUGGAAGCAAAAGCGGAAGAAAAGGUGAAAGGAGAGACUGCUUCGGUAGCAAAGAACAAUGAAUCAGAAUCAACUAAUCAUCUAUCUUGCAAGUGGGCAGCCGGUGGUCAAUCUUGCGGUCAAGUAUUUACUUCAGAAAAUGAUCUUCAAACUCAUGUCAAGGAUGUUCACUUAUCUAUCUUGAACAAAACUUCCGGUUACUUUUGUAGAUGGCAAGGUUGUUCUCGAAAAGCAAAGAUGGGUGAUAAGGAAGGAUUCUCUCAGAGAGGAAAACUUGAAAGACAUGUGGCUAGUCAUACUGGAUUCAAAGAAUGUACGUGCGAUUUUCCAGGAUGCGGAAAAACAUUUGCAGCAGCGCAAUCCUUAAAACAACAUUACCGUCUCCACACUGGUGAAAAGCCAUGGAAAUGCAGAUAUUGCCCCAAAUCCUUUCCUCAACAAAGCGCAUGCACAGUCCACGAGCGUAUACAUACCCAUGAAAAACCACUCGAAUGUUCUAUUUGCAAAAAGACUUUUAGCGAAUCAUCAAAUUUGGCAAAACAUAGAAAGACACAUGGGGAGAGAGGUCAUCAUGAAUGUCCGGAUUGUCCAAAGACUUUCCAUCGGUUGGACCAGUUGAAGAGACAUGCGGAGAUGCAUGAGAGGAAGAAGAACAAGGCUAGCGAAGGAAGCAGUGCAGGUGGUGUGGAUGGGGAGGAGGAAAAUAGUGAAGUUACAGAGAGUUUGGCAGGGGAUAGUUAUGAUGGACAUAGUAUUGGGAAUAUGGGGCAAAAUGAUAGGGAUUAGGGAUGCAGUGGAAUGAAUGGAUAUGGGUGGUGAGAAAUGGGGAAUGGGGGAUGGAGCUUUUGUGGUACUUACUGUAAUGAUUCUACGAGAAACAAAAAUCAUGAUUUACGAAUCAUGAAUCAUGGGACAUGGGGCAGGGUGCGACUUGAUAUUGGCGAGCGAGAUGGUACGAUGGAUUAUCAUGGCAGCGAUGCAUAUUAUGCGAAGUAGAUAUGGGUGGAUAUCAAAGUUUGAGAAUACCUGGUACAUAAAUGCGAAUGCGAAUGGGUGGCUUGAAAUUAAAGAAAUUAAGCGUUUACCUGGACAGAUGGAUGGAUGGAUCAUAUGAAUGGUAGCGUAGGAACAUGGAAUAGUAGGUGGGAGAGCGGAAUGGAGGGAGAAAAGGGAAUGGGGAAUUGGAAUUGAGCAUGGGAGGGGAUAUCAAAAAGUCUUUAGUAAAUGAGUGGAUG
Messenger RNA from Botrytis deweyae, 3000 nucleotides. RefSeq lists its product as uncharacterized. Bases 359 to 2551 code for a protein of 730 amino acids. Lineage: Eukaryota; Fungi; Ascomycota; Leotiomycetes; Helotiales; Sclerotiniaceae. The transcript has 3 exons. Gene Ontology annotation, biological process: regulation of transcription by RNA polymerase II. Gene Ontology annotation, cellular component: nucleus. Gene Ontology annotation, molecular function: DNA-binding transcription factor activity, RNA polymerase II-specific; RNA polymerase II cis-regulatory region sequence-specific DNA binding. The record is from RefSeq and is a predicted model, not a curated record.